AUGAAGGGGCCCACAGCAUCAGCGCAGACCAUGAGAGAGGAGUUAGAGGGGAACUCGAUAGGCGAAGGGGGCGGGGUCGGGAGUAACUGUCCAAUCAGACGCGCCGCUGGAGGGGGCGGGAACUCGCGACGCAGCGCGCUCGGACUUCGGUGUUUAUUCGGAAGAAGCUGCUGUUUCGGGUCUGACCUCGGUUCUGUCCGCCGCAUCCUCUGUCUUGCUGUGACCUGUGACCCUGGGCGCCGCGAGGAGGACACGGGACACCGGCAGACGGACAUGGACUCAGUGACCUUUGAGGAUGUGGUCGUGAACUUCACCUUGGAGGAGUGGGAUCUGCUGGAUCUAUCCCAGAAGAAUCUCUACAGAGAUGUUGUGGGGGAAAUCUUUAUGAACUUGGCCUCUAUAGGGGAAAAAUGGGACCAGAACAUCAAAGAUUGGUACAGAAAUCAGGGGAGAAAUUUAAGCAACCAUAUUGCAGAGGGACUCUGUGAAAUUGAAGAAGGUCAUCAGUGUGAACAAACCUUCACCCAGGUUCUUGAUCAUGAUCUGAACAAGAGAGGUCCUGCUGGAGUAAACCCGUGUGCAUGUAGCGUGUGUGGAAUGGUCUUCAUGCCUGAGCCUUCCUUCAGUAGUCCUCUCAGCUCUCACACGGGACAUCAGGAAUAUGAAGGGAAGUCACAUAAAUGCACACGGUGCAAGAAAACCUUAAGUUAUUACUAUUCUUUCCAAAUGAUUGACAGGCGUCACCCUGGAGAGAAACCCACUGAAUCUCAGGAGCAUAAGGAGGCCUUCCUUUCUCUCCCCAGCCUUGGAGGAUUUGUGGUGGCGCACACUGGUGGCGGGCCUCAUAAGUGUAAUGUGUGUGGAAAGGGCUUGCAGUACCCCAGUUCACUUAGAAUCCAUGAGAGGACCCACACUGGAGAGAAGCCGUAUCAGUGUGAGCAGUGUGGCAAGGCCUUCAGUUGUUUGGGCUCAGUUCGAAGGCAUCAGAGGACGCACACUGGUGAGAAGCCCUAUGAGUGUAAGGAGUGUGGGAAAGUGUUCAGCUCGCUCUCGGGUCUUCAAGGACACACGAUAAGGCACACCGGAGGCGGCCCUUACAAAUGUAAGGAAUGUGGGAAAGUCUUCAACUCUCCCAGUGCGCUCAGAAAACAUGAAAGAACUCACACUGGAGAGAAACCUUUCUCAUGUAAAUAUUGUGGCAAAGCCUUCAUUUGUUCAACUUCAGUUCGGAAACACGAAAGGACGCACACUGGAGAGAAGCCCUAUGAAUGCAAGCGGUGUGGGAAAGCCUUCAUCUCCCACUCGGGCCUUCAAGGACACAUGAUAAGGCACACUGGAGAGGGACCUUACAAAUGUAAAUUUUGCGGGAAGGCCUUUGGCUCUCCCAGUGCCGUUCUAAGGCACGAAAGCGCUCAUGUUGUGUAGAAUUCCUGAGACUAAAGAGUGGGAGAGCCUUCAUUUCUCUUUCAGGCAUGUGAGGUCACAUGAUCAUGGCACACUGGAGACUGACCCCAUAAACGUAAGGUAUCUGAGAAAACGUUUCACUAUGCUAGUUCAAGAACAGAAAAGAGGGCUGUAGUUGUGGUUCAUGUGGGAGACUGCCUGCCUAGAAAGCUAAGGCCCUGAGUUCAAAUGCCUUAGCUUUUAAACAUACCAAGAACAGAAAAUAACAUACCAAGAACAGAAAAUAACUCAUACUGGAAAGAAACUAUAUGAAUGUAAGGAAUGUGGAAAAGCCUUCAAAAUUUAUUUGGAAUGCAUUAAAGGGCUCACAAUGGAGAACCCUAUAAAUAAAAAAUAAAUUGAAACCUUCAGUUUUCCUAGCUCCUUUUGAAAAUGUGAAAGAACUCAUUGACAAACUACCUUAUGAAGUUAAAAAAGAAGUACGAUAAAGCCUCUAGUCCACUUACUUUCCUGUACAUGUAAGAGCUCACACUGAUCCGGGUGUGGUGAUGCACCCCUGUAAUUCCAGCACUUGGUUAGUGGAAGCAGGAGGAUCUUGAGUUUGAGACCAGCCUGGGCUUCUUAUACGCUGUCUCAAAACAAAACAAAAAAAGAAACAAAGAAAAAUGGUAACCUCAUGAAUAUAAGGAAUUUGGGACAACAUUCAGAUUUCUUAUUUCUCUUUACAUUUGUGAAAGAACUCUUACUAAAGAGAGAGCCUGAGUAAGAAAUGUAGAGAAAACUUUCUUUUAUCACACAAAUUUUCGAGCACAUAAGCAAAUGCACAAUGGCGAGAUAACU
Messenger RNA from Castor canadensis (American beaver), 2244 nucleotides. RefSeq lists its product as uncharacterized. The record is from RefSeq and is a predicted model, not a curated record. Gene Ontology annotation, biological process: regulation of DNA-templated transcription. NCBI's taxonomy places the organism in Eukaryota, Metazoa, Chordata, Mammalia, Rodentia, Castoridae.